Molecule: messenger RNA, 648 nt
Organism: Rotaria sp. Silwood2
Lineage: Eukaryota; Metazoa; Rotifera; Eurotatoria; Philodinida; Philodinidae
Source: the annotation of a GenBank genome assembly
AUGUUUGAAAAUGUUAUACCAAUCCUAACUGCUAGAAUACCGAUCAUUAAAGCAAAGCAUUCUCAAUCUGGCACUGAAAUUGACAUUAGCCUAAAUAAUAUUCUGCCUCUUGAAAAUACUCGACUACUAAAAACGUACUCAGAUAUUGAUCCACGCGUACGUGAACUUGGUGUUAUGGUGAAAUAUUUUGCAAAAUUGCGUGAUCCUAAAUCAAUCGAAUCUCCGAUCACUCAAACAUGCGUCGGUUGGAAUGUGUAUUUCUAUAAUGAUUUAACAAAACUUAACAAAAUAUGGAAUAAUUAUGGAUUGAACAAAUUAUCAUCAGGUGAUUUAUGGAUUGAAUUCUUACGGUAUUACACCGAACGAUUUGAUUAUAAUAAAAAUAUUGUAACCAUUCGACAGUUUAAACCCUUAUUACGUACGGAAAAUGGAUGGUUUCAUCCAACUAUUGCUAUCGAAGAUCCAUUGAUGUUCACUCAUAAUUUAGCUGCUAAAUUAUCCGUAAAAAAUUGGACUGAAAUUCUUCGUGUUUUUAUUUUUGCUCGGCAACGAUUCUAUUUACAACCUGAAAGCAUCGAUUUCAAUAUAAGCAAACCGAACAUGAAGGCAUUGCAGGUCGGAUUAACUCUAGUUGCUCAAGCUAUAUGA